CAUCUGACAAUCUACACUUCGGCUUGAGCGUGAACUCACCUCUGAACAACCUGGAGCUGUUCGCUCUCCACUGCCUCGCCACGCCCAGUACCGACCCUGGUGACUCUCCAAGCGUCAGCAUCAUUCAAGACGGGUGUACAUCCAUUGCACCAUGGUAGUCUGCUUCAAAGACGACCCGGACUCGCGGUGCAGUCAGGGAUGUGUCUCCUCAAGGCGGCGCAGGCGCGCUGUGUCUGACAUGAGCGAGGCCCGAGUGCGACGUGCCAGCGAAAGGGACCACAUCACUACCGUCAGCCAAGGACCCUUCGCUGUUGAGAGUGGACAAGGACAAGGAGAAGCCUCCACCAUCCCCACCGUCGGCAUCGCUGUCGGGACAGCUGCGGGGAUAGCUGGCGUCCUCCUGCUGGUUGUUGCUGUCUUCCUGGUGAGGAAGAGACGUGGUCGUGACGUCAAGGAGCAGGCUGAGGAUCGUGUCGGUUUUGACAACUAUUCGCUUGAGAUCUGGGGAAAGGACAAGGCUGGGAAUGCGACCGCUAAACCUGAGUAGUCGUGUCUUGUGUGAGACUCGAGAUAUCAGUAUGGCAGCCCACAAAAUCCCUCUC
Molecule: messenger RNA, 602 nt
Organism: Branchiostoma floridae (Florida lancelet)
Lineage: Eukaryota; Metazoa; Chordata; Leptocardii; Amphioxiformes; Branchiostomatidae
Product: ZP domain-containing protein-like
Exons: 4
Coding region: 152-547 (131 amino acids)
Source: RefSeq, a predicted model, not a curated record